AUGUAGCCUUCCAUCAGAGCAGAGAAUCCAAAAAGCAUCCAAAAUGGCGCAGCGCGAUGGUUGUCCGCGCGUCAAGCUUUCGUGGCAGGAGGCACUGGGUGAGGAGGCGGCGGCAGCAGCAGUAGCACAAGCCCAAGCCCAGAAGCCCAAGAAGAGCAAGAGCAAGAAAGCGAGCCCCAAGCCGCAGCCUAAAGAUGCGAAACCCAAGCGCAAGAAGCGACACCCGAACGACGUGAGGACGGAGCAGGACAUGGACGCGAUCGCGGGCUUCGACGACAGCUCAGAGAAUGAGUUGGAAGAAGAGAUGGACACAUUUGGAGGCGCAGGCUUCGUCCUCGUCGAUUUAGAGAGCGAGCUCGAGGAGCUGGCGCUCGUUGCCACUGAGGAAGGGUUUGCCAAUGUCCGGGUGGGUAUGGCGCAGAGCAAGCAAAAGAGAAAUAACAAGAAAAAGAAAAAGGAGAAGAAAACUGAACAGAAGGCGACGACAGCGGUAGAACCCGUGCAGGAGACUACGAAUAAGGCCAAGAAGACAGCAAAGAAGGUGAGGCAGGCACAGAAGCUCCUGGAGACAAUAGAGGUGGAGGACGUUGAAGUAGAAAUGGCGAUGAUAGAAACAGAGAAGAUUAAGAAGAGCAAAAAGAAGAAGAAGGGGAAGGAAGGGAAGCAAGAAGAAGUCAAUGCAGCUGCUACUGCUACGACUGCAGCGAAAUCAACACAAGGCAAGGCAAAAAAGGAGAAACAAGCCAAAAAGGAGAAGAAAAAGGAUACAGCCAAGAGCAACACACAGGGAAGCACUGGUAACGUUCCUAAAAAUGAUAAAAAGCCGAAGAAAAGGGCUGCUAAGGAGAAGGAGACAAUGGAAUUAGAGGAGAAGCAAGCUGCUCCCUCUCAAAGUCGCGCCGAUGGAAAACCCAAGUCGACAAACAGAGGUAAUCGUGGUAAUGGCCAGGUGACUUACUCGGAGUACUUGGAUCGUGACGUAGUGAUCCGAGGACUGGAGACAGGGGGGCUUCUACAAGGCAAACUUCGUGUCAACGCGAUGUACCGCAUGGAUGGCUACAUUACAGUGGAUGGAUUGUCAAUGGAUAUUCUAGUAAAGGGCAUACAGGAUCGCAAUCGUGCACUUGACGGCGACCUUGUAGCCGUUCGACUGCAUCCGGAAUCGGAAUGGAAGGCUCUAGACGAUGAAGGCGAUAGAAGAGCUGUUGUAUCCAAGCCAAUGUCUUCGAGUGCUGGGGUGGAUCAGAACGCCUUACACUCGCUUUGGCUUCCUAGUGUGGAGACUGAGAAGUGCUUCUUUAAACUCUCAACGGAUGAAGAAAACUCUGCGGAUAUGCUCAAGCAGAGUAUGAGUCGUCUGAACGAGCGCAUGAUAGAGUCUCGUCGCCGUCCGACCGCGUCUGUGGUUUUUAUCCUGGCUCAGGGUAAUUCAAACGGAUUUAUCGGAUCCCUAGAGCCGGCAACGAAGGUAAAAGACUUGACUUCGCCGCUUUCAAGCAAUGACAACUACGCGUAUUUCAACGCUGAUGACCAGCGUCUACCUAGACGUAUUCGAAUUCCACGACUGCAGCUUCCGGACGAGUUCGUCAGCCGUCCUCUGCUGUAUUCAAAGACCAUGCUGUGCUUUUGUCGAAUCAAAGCGUGGUCUACUAGACACCAAAGCCCGAUGGGCGAAUUCGUGAAGACAGUGGGGGAAUACACCGGUAUUGAAACUGGAAUCUCUGCCAUUUUGUCCAAACACGGUCUACAAUCGCAUACAUUGGACUUCGACAGCUCGAUUCUAAACGAGCUAGACGAAAAGUACGGUACAAGCGGCGAAAAGUGGGAAAUCCCCCCAGAAGAGCUCCAGAAGCGACGGGAUUUCCGUGACACUCAAAUCUUCAGCAUUGACCCGUAUAACGCCCGAGAUUUGGAUGACGCGUUGCACAUUCGUGCGCUUGACGAUGCUCGAACGAAAUUCGAGAUUGGUGUACAUAUUGCAGAUGUGACCCACUUUAUUGAGCACAACUCGCUGUUGGAUCAAGAAGCUCGAUCAAGAGCGACCAGCGUGUAUCUCGCCAACCGCGUGCUGCCGAUGCUGCCUCGCAUCCUCUGUGAGAAGCUGUGCUCCCUGCAGCCACAAGUGGAUCGCCUGGCGUUCUCGGUCGUGUGGCAGAUGAACGUAGAUGGUACUCUUGUGGACGGUGCCGAGCCGUGGUUCGGUAAGUCAAUCAUCCGCUCAUGCUGCAAACUUGACUAUGGCUCAGCACAGAAGAUGCUUGAUGGAAUCAUCACUAGCGACGGUGUGGACGAGUGGGAAGAGGACCGUCGACCGAUUCCCGGUGCCAACCCGAGUAUCACCAAUGCGACGGUGAUUCAGAGUGUCAAGGACUUGUGGAGUAUUGGUGAGAACCGUCGAGCGAUGCGUUUCGAGACGGGUGCAGUGAGUUUGAAUGAUGUAAAACUAGUGUUCUCACUGGACGCCAAGGGAAAUCCGACUCGGUACGGAUCCUACGAACUGAAGGACAGCAAUCGUCUCGUGGAGGAGUACAUGCUCUUAGCGAACUACCUGGUUGCUCAGCAACUGCUUCGUGCUCACGGCCCCCUUGCAUUCUUACGUCACCAUCCCCCUCCAGUAUCACGGUCAAUGGAUCAGGCAUUAGAACUGCUAGGGAAGAGCGAUAUCAACGUGGACGGGAGAUCUACCAAACAGUUGACAGAGUCGCUGGAGCGCGUUCGACAAGAUUGUGGUGAGACAACGUUUGUCAUCGCGCAAGCGUUGAUCAUCAAGCCCAUGAAGCCGGCUGAGUACAUGGUGGCCGGUAAUGGUGCGUCUCCCGAUUCGUGGCGCCAUUAUGCUCUGAAUAUCCCAUACUACACACACUUCACGUCGCCUAUCCGUCGAUAUGCUGAUGUUGUUGUGCACCGCCUGCUUCAAGAGAGUGUGGUGGGAUCGUCGUCUCUAGAUGCUGAGAAUCCAGAGUCCAGGAUGGUGGAGUUCACCUCGGUUGCGCAGAACUGCAAUGAGAAGAAAAUGACGUCCAAGAAUGCCGAAAAGGAAUGCGACAAGGUGUUCUUGUGUGCCUACGUACAGCACCAUGGUGACGUUGAAGUGACUGGCGUCGUGCUGAGCAUGGGUCAGAAGAGCUUUACGGUGUAUAUCCUUGAGCUUGGAUUAGAGCAGCGACUAUUCCUUCAGGAAAUCAACUUAAAGGGGUCGUGGAACGAGAAAACCUCUCAACUGUCGAUCAGACUGCCAGUGCAGAAGAAAAGGGACGAAGAUGAGGACACGAAAUCUGGCGAUCACGAAGCUCCAGCUCAAGCAAGGAAGUAUGGGUCGGAGAUGCUCAAGUUGUCAUUCAUGAAACAGCUACAGAUGCGCAUGUCGACAACGAAAAAAAUGCCAUUGGCGUUGACAUUCACCGUCAUUGGAGAGAAGAGUUGAAGCUCUUGACGAAUGAAGGGAUUGACUCAGCAAUGAUUUCAUUAGACUACAGAAAACAAAAAUAAAAAAUGCAUGUUGUAGAGUAAUGCUGCUGCCAGAAUGAACGACCAUUGUGAAAAGGGCACAAUUUGUAUUUUUUUUCACUUCAACUUGCCC
Messenger RNA from Phytophthora nicotianae INRA-310, 3580 nucleotides. RefSeq lists its product as hypothetical. Gene Ontology annotation, cellular component: P-body; exosome (RNase complex). The coding region runs from base 44 to 3424 and encodes 1126 amino acids. Gene Ontology annotation, biological process: mRNA catabolic process. The transcript has a single exon. Lineage: Eukaryota; Oomycota; Peronosporomycetes; Peronosporales; Peronosporaceae. The record is from RefSeq and is a predicted model, not a curated record. Gene Ontology annotation, molecular function: 3'-5'-RNA exonuclease activity; RNA binding.